AGGUCAUUAAGUAAAACCGCAUGGCUUUACAGUAAGCUAAUUCCGAAAGAUUCCCCAGCAAACAAAAGCGUAAAAAAAUGACUUAUUAGUUGCUUAUUUUCCUUUUCUGGCAUAAAUAAUUAUGAGUCUUUCUUUGACUCUGCUGCAACACUUAGAUUACAAGUUAACAUGGAUUCCAACCAAUACUUCAAUAGUAAUUCAUAGCGUAAAUUCUCAAUCUCAAGGUUAAGAUAUGGAAAUAGAAAAAAUCAUCCUUAUAUUCUGCAACUCAUUGAACAGUCAGCCAGUGGCGCUUCUGAAGGCAGAGUUUCUUGUUCCCUCAGCUCUCAGGUAUGCCUUUCGCUUCAUUUUCAGCUGCGAAUUUCUUCGUGUCUUUCUGUCUGAUACUUCUCUUAUGAGUAAACAGACUGGCACAGCAUAUCUUGCAGUGAGCGAAUGGUGAGAUGUUUCUUUUGGUGUAUCAGGUCACUCCCAUUGCUAUGCUAUGGAAAACCAGCAAGGACUUGUAGCUUCAAGGAGAUUCCUGACUGCAAUGGCAGUUUGCUUUAUAGCGUUGCCUGUUUUGGUCAUCUUGAUCCCUGGAAUUCAUCAGGAAUCCCCUAUCUCCGAUGUGCUCGGGCGAUUGUACAAACUACACCCAGUUGGAGAAGGAGCUGCUUAUAACAACAGCAAUGCACACCACCUGGUUGAUGAUCCACAACCAGUUGGACAAGGAGUUGCUCUUAACGAAAGCAAUGCACACAACCUAUCUGAUGAACAACCAGGUGGACAAGGAGUUGCUCAUAGCAACAGCAAUGCACACCAUCCGGUUGAUGAUCCACACCCAGUAGGACAAGGAGUUGCUCUUAACGAAAGCAAUGCACACCUGGUUGAUGAUCCACAUGCAGUUGGACAAGGAGUUGCUCUUAACGAAAGCAAUGCACACAACCUAUCUGAUGUUCCGCACCCAGUCGGACAAGGAGUUGCUCAUAACGACAGCAAUGAACACAACCUGUCUGAUGAUGGUCUUUUUGCUCCAGGGUUCGACGAGAAGUCAUGCUUAAGCAGAUUCCAGCACCGACUUUACCGCAAAUCUGAAAGGAAGCCUUCUGCUUAUUUACUCUCCAAACUGAGAAGCUACGAACAUCUCCACAGGCGCUGUGGCCUCUACACUGAUCCCUACAACAGAACUCUGACAGUGAUCAGGUCAGGGGAGGACGUCGAUGAUACCACCACUGGUAGCAUUACUGCCUGUAAAUAUCUCAUAUGGCAUCCUGUGAAUGGCCUAGGGAACAGAAUGAUAAGUCUGGCAUCCACAUUUCUCUACGCUUUGCUAACCGACAGAGUUCUUCUUGCUGAUCUUACCCAAGACAUGGCUGAUCUCUUCUGCGAGCCGUUUCUGGGCUCUCCUUGGAUCCUACCUCUGGAGUUUCCUCUCAGGAACCUUGCCCGUAACGGUAAGUUAAGAUUUGCUCACAGCGCCGGCAAAGCCCUGAAGAACAGCACAUUGAAAGUGACACCACCAGACUCCCCUGCCAAAGCACCUCCAUUUCUUUUCAUCAAUCUAUACCAAGGGAAGUACGCUGAUGAGCCUAGUAGUUUCUACUGCGAUGAAAGCCAAUCAUUUCUUCGGAGAGUCCCCUGUUUGAGUCUGCUAUCGGACCAAUACUUCGUGCCUUCUCUCUUCCUCAUUAAGUCAUUCAAAAAGGAGGCAAUCAGACUGUUCCCAGAGAAAGAAGCAGUCUACCAUCACCUGGUUCACUAUCUAAUGCUCCCUUCGAAUCAGGCUUGGGAGCUAAUCACCAGAUUCUACGAAGCAAAUCUUGCCAAAGCAGAUGAAAGGAUCGGGCUCCAAGUAAGAGUCUUUGAAGAGCAAUUCAUUCCAAUUCUUACAGAUAAAAUUCUGACUUGCUUGCAGAACCAAACCCAUCUUCCUAAGAUCGACAACAAGAAACCGAAACUUUCAUCUUCUUCUUCCUCACCCAGAAAUCAGACACCAACAACAACAACAACAGCUGUCCUAAUAACAUCCUUGUACCCACAAUUCUACCAGAACCUCAGCACAAUGUACUCAAACAAACAAACAGUUAGCGGCGAAGUGAUCAAGUUUUACCAGCCGAGCCACGAGGGGAAGCAGAGGUUCGAGGACGGCGAGCACAACAUGAAGGCAUUGGUUGAGAUAUAUCUGCUUAGCAUGUGUGAGAAGCUGGUGAUUAGCGCAGAUUCGACCUUUGGGUAUGCAGCUCAGGGUUUAGGAGCAAAUCGAGCCUGGAUCCUGCUACGACCGGGGUAUGGUUUCCGUGAUUCAUGUGUAAGAGACCUGUCAGUAGAGCCAUGCUUUCAAUGGCCUCCUCCGUCUAGGAACUGCAUUGGCGAUAGAAACAACAGCGGCAGCAGCAGACACGAUGAUGUUACUGAAAAUGUGGCUUAUUUGAAGCAUUGCGAGGACUGGAAGAGUGGAGUGAAACUAGUUGACGUUCAUGAAGAGUUGUAGAAGCUAGCUCAAGAUGACGAUGAUUGAAUUCUUUAGGAGGAGGAAUAUGGCCAAUUUGUUUAUCAGUAGAACGAAGUGAGAAAUAUAGUUGAAUCGAUUGAUUUUUCCUUUUAGGGUUUGGUUGUCUGCUGGUAUUCGGAAUUGGCAGGAAUAAAGCUAAUUUCAGAUU
Molecule: messenger RNA, 2642 nt
Organism: Linum trigynum
Lineage: Eukaryota; Viridiplantae; Streptophyta; Magnoliopsida; Malpighiales; Linaceae
Source: the annotation of a GenBank genome assembly